AUGGACUCUGCAGGAAGGAUGUACAUCACAAAUGCCAUAUUAGAGGAAUUAUUAUACACAAACAGCUGCUAAGGCUCACCCAGGGCUAUUGGAAUAAAAAGAUAGAAGAAACCUGACUGUAAGCCAAAGGAAGAAUUGGCUUUUAGCUGCUUUAAACAUCAGCUGCAUGUUGCAUCUGCAAAGAGAAUUCACUCCAGCCUUACCUGAAGGAGAGGCAUUUUGGCUCUGCCUACACUAUUGAGCCUCCAACCUCUGCAGACUGGAAAUUUUGCUGUUUCAUUGCCAUUAGCAAAUAGUUGUGGUAUCUCUUUGCUUUAGCAAACUGGAAAAUGGAGAUGAAGAGAAACGCAACAGAGCUGCUGUGGCUGUUCCUGUUAUUCUCUGAUACUGUGACAUUCAGCUAUGAGAAAUCAAUGAGAGAGCGAGCUAUCGAGCUGAUGCAGGAUGCACGUUUAAUCGAUGGCCACAAUGACUUUGCACUGCGGCUGAGAAUAUUUUACCGAAAUAGACUCAGCAGAGUCAACUUAAGAGAACUCAACAUGACCCACACAAACCUUGUGAAACUUCAGGCUGGCUAUGUGGGAGCUCAGUUUUGGUCAGUGUAUGUUCUUUGCAGCGCCCAGAACAAAGAUGCUGUGCGUCUGACCUUAGAGCAAAUUGAUGUUGUCAAGAGGAUGUGUAACAGCUAUGAAGAGCUAGAACUUGUGACAACUUCUAAAGGUAUCUCUGGCAGUAGAGGGAUUGCAUGUUUGAUUGGAAUAGAAGGUGGUCACUCCAUUGACAGCAGUUUGGCGACACUGAGGAUGUAUUAUGACCUGGGUGUUCGUUACAUGACUCUAACACAUUCCUGCAAUUCACCUUGGUCUGAAUCAUCAUCUAAAGGAACACACAACUUUUAUCCUCAUGUUAUUGGCUUAACUGCAUUUGGCCAAGAAGUUGUAAAGGAGAUGAAUCGCCUGGGCAUGCUGGUAGAUUUAUCUCACACUUCGUAUUCCACAGCAAAAGCUGCUCUGAGCAUCUCAAAAGCACCAGUUAUUUUCAGCCAUUCUGCAGCAUUUUCAAUUUGCAAUCACUCAAGAAAUGUUCCUGAUGACAUCCUCCAGCAACUGAAAAAGAACAAGGGAAUUAUCAUGGUGACUUUUAACGCAGAUGUACUGGCCUGUGGCAGAAAAGCUGUUAAUGUUUCUACCCUUGCAGAUCAUUUUGAUCAUAUAAAGAAAAUUGCAGGUUCAGAAUCAAUAGGAAUUGGUGGUGACUACGAUGGAGUGGAUCGUUUUCCUGAGGGACUGGAAGAUGUUUCUAAAUACCCUUCUUUGAUUGAGGAACUUCUUAGAAGAGGAUGGAAUGAAACUGAACUAAAAGGGGUCUUAAGGGAGAACUUUCUCCGUGUCUUCAGGGAAGUGGAAAAGGUGCGGAACAUUAGUGGACUAAUGGAUGUAGGUGAGAGUGAAAUUCUGCAAGAAGAAGUACGAAAUUCCUGUCGCCUAGACCUAGAAAAUUAUCAACUUCAGACAACCAGGUCCUUUGGAUUUCCUUCUGUGGCACAACCUUUUUGUCUGACCUUUGUAAUUGUAUCAUAUUUAAUAUUCUAUCAUGAGUCGUAAGACCUAUAGAGUCUAGAGAGAGAGAUCUGGAGUAAUCUACAAUGCAACUAAUUGUUUUUUGGGUUUUGUUAAUGUAAAGCUAUGCUAAAGUUUUCAGUAUGAUUUCUUAUAAAUUCACCUGCGUACUUGAAAAUUAAUGUAGAUUUUAAAUGUUUUUGCAAACGCAUUUAGAAUUUGAACUGAUAAAUUCUGUCAUCUUGGCAAAACCAGGACCAAUGUAGCUAAUGGAAAGUAUUUAAAUCAAAUCAAUAAAAUCUCUAAUACAGGA
Messenger RNA from Apus apus (common swift), 1872 nucleotides. RefSeq names its product dipeptidase 2-like. Gene Ontology annotation, biological process: proteolysis. Gene Ontology annotation, molecular function: metallodipeptidase activity. NCBI's taxonomy places the organism in Eukaryota, Metazoa, Chordata, Aves, Apodiformes, Apodidae. Bases 330 to 1604 code for a protein of 424 amino acids. The transcript has 11 exons. The record is from RefSeq and is a predicted model, not a curated record.